UAUGAGCAUGAUGAUGAGAGAGAGAGAGAGAGAGUGUGUGUGCUUAGUUUAGUUUAGUUUAGUUAAUAGUUACUGACUGUGUUUCUCUGUCACUCAGUAUUGGUCUGCUUAACAGCACCACCAUGCUCUGAUCACUCAGAUUUAUAUAUUUAUUUAAUCAAUCAGUCACACACUUUCGCUUUCUCUUAGCUCUAAACUAAACAUAAACAUAAUAACAAAAAGAGAAAAAGAAAAAAAUUAAAAUAAAGCCCAGAUUUAAAAUCUCAAUCUAGAGAGAGAAACAAGCAUAAAAAUUAUGAAACCAUCUCUCUCCCAGUUUCUCUCUCUAAAACCACCGUUCUCAUUUCUUCUCCUUCUCCUCAAUCUCAGUGCUUCAGCAUUCUAUCUCUUUCUCCCUCUAUAUAUCUCUGCAUCUGCGUGUCUUUGGAUCUAGCUGAGUACGAGCAUUUGGAUGUGAAGUUGUGAGAGAGAGAAAGCGAAAGUAAGAGAGUGUGUGGUUUUGGUUUCGGUUAGAUCGGAGAUGGCGGAUUUUUCCGGCGAUUCUGGAGCGGAGGCGGGUGCGGCGGUGACGCCGGCGCCAUUGACGGUGUCGGCGUCGUUCAAGGAAGGGAAGAGCUCGUCGAGGAGGAGAGCUUCGAUGAGGCCGAGCCUGGAUGCGGACGAGUUCAUGAACCUGCUGCACGGUUCGGAUCCGGUGAAGGUGGAGCUCAAUCGGCUCGAGAAUGAAGUUAGAGAUAAGGACAGAGAGUUAUCAGAAGCUCAAGCCGAGAUCAAAGCCUUGAGGCUUUCUGAACGGCUCAGAGAGAAGGCCGUUGAAGAGCUUACUGAAGAAUUAUCGAAGGUCGAGGGGAAGCUGAAGUUAACAGAAUCUCUACUAGAAAGCAAAAAUCUUGAAAUAAAGAAAAUCAAUGAUGAGAAGAAGGCAUCAAUGGCAGCUCAGUUUGCCGCUGAGGCCACUCUCCGAAGGGUUCAUGCAGCACAGAAGGAUGAUGACAUGCCUCCUAUAGAAGCUAUUCUUGCUCCUCUGGAGGCUGAACUCAAGCUUGCACGCCAAGAGAUUGCUAAACUCCAAGAUGAUAAUAAAGCUUUAGAUCGUCUUACCAAAUCUAAAGAAGCAGCACUUCUGGAAGCUGAGAGGACUGUCCAGGUUGCCUUGGCUAAAGCUUCCAUGGUGGAUGAUCUCCAAAAUAAAAAUCAAGAGCUAAUUAAGCAGAUUGAGAUUUGCCAGGAAGAGAAUAAAAUUCUGGACAAAAUGCAUAGACAGAAGGUGGCAGAGGUUGAAAAGCUUACCCAGACUGUAAGGGAGCUUGAAGAGGCUGUCCUUGCUGGUGGUGCAGCUGCAAAUGCUGUGAGAGAUUAUCAGCGGAAAGUUCAAGAAAUGAAUGAGGAAAGAAAAACUCUCGACCGAGAGUUAGCUCGUGCCAAGGUAACUGCAAACAGAGUAGCUGUGGUGGUGGCAAAUGAAUGGAAAGAUGCUAACGACAAAGUCAUGCCUGUCAAACAGUGGCUUGAAGAAAGAAGAUUCUUGCAGGGAGAGAUGCAGCAACUGCGAGAUAAGCUCGCUAUAGCUGAGCGCACGGCAAAGUUUGAAGCCCAGUUAAAAGAAAAAUUUCAAUUACGGCUUAAAGUGCUACAAGAGAGUUUGAGAGAAACACCUAACAGUAUUAAUCGCGGAACCCCAGAGGCUAGAAGUGCUAGUAAUGGGCCUUCUCGACGCCAAUCCCUAGGUGGAGCUGAUAACAUCUCAAAACUGACUUCUAAUGGGCUUUUAUCAAAGAGAACAUCAUCCUUUCAAAUGAGGUCCUCUGUGUCCUCCAGCACAGUCUUGAAACAUGCUAAAGGCACAUCUAAAUCUUUUGAUGGUGGCACAAGGUCACUUGAAAGGAGUAAAAUUCUUCUAAAUGGAAAACCUCCAAGUUAUUCAUUCAACCAGUCUUCUGAAGGAACCAAGGAGAAAGAGGAAAAUGAUAACUGGAAAGGAAGUUCAGAUGAUAAGCCAAAUGAGUUCCCAGCGGUAGACACAGAGGAUAGUGUUCCAGGAAUUCUGUAUGAUUUGUUGCAGAAAGAAGUCUUAGCCUUAAGGAAAGCUGGUCAUGAGAAAGAUCAAAGCCUAAAAGAUAAAGACGAUGCCAUUGAGAUGCUAGCGAAGAAGGUAGAUACACUGACUAAAGCCAUGGAAGUUGAGGCAAAGAAGAUGAGAAGAGCUGUAAACAAUGCUCAGCAGCAACUCAUUUCUGGAAGGAGCGUGACACGGGGUGGAUUAACACGCAGCACGCAAUAGCAAUAGGUCUAUUGCAGUGGCACUGAGGAGUGAACUUUCUCAUAUUAUCAUUCUUCUGGCCUUCUCUGUUGAUUUUUUCUUUUUUAAAAAAAUCUUUUACUUUGCCUUUUCCCCCUCAAUUUGAUUAUAAGAUUGUAACUGGCAUGCCAACGACCAUUGUUCCCUAUAUCGGCCAUGGAUUGAGAGUUAGAAAAGAAUUUAAGGAAUGGGUAUGCAUCUGACCUAGAAUGUUGUAUUGCAUAGAGAGAGUGAGAUCGGCUAAGAAGGCAGGCAAAGGAAGACAAUUAACAUGGAGCUAACCUUCAGCUUUUCUUUGAGUGGUUGUGUGGUUGUUGUAUAGCUAGAUCCUUUCUGCAGUUGAUAUUUGUGAUACGCAGAUAGUGUGAUUGUGUUGGUUCGAGUUUGUUAAUAUCCUUUGUACUCAUCAAGAUCUAAGCUUAUGGUUGUGUCAUACAUUCAUAGUUUCAACUUCAUAAUAUUUUCUUGUUUGAUUGAAAGGCGCAUUGUUGCCUCUA
This is a messenger RNA of Arachis ipaensis, 2796 nucleotides long. RefSeq names its product microtubule-associated protein 70-2. Gene Ontology annotation, molecular function: microtubule binding. Gene Ontology annotation, biological process: cytoskeleton organization. Lineage: Eukaryota; Viridiplantae; Streptophyta; Magnoliopsida; Fabales; Fabaceae. The record is from RefSeq and is a predicted model, not a curated record.